Molecule: messenger RNA, 5716 nt
Organism: Heteronotia binoei (common prickly gecko)
Lineage: Eukaryota; Metazoa; Chordata; Lepidosauria; Squamata; Gekkonidae
Gene: ATP11B
Product: ATPase phospholipid transporting 11B (putative)
Exons: 30
Coding region: 309-3731 (1140 amino acids)
Biological process (GO): phospholipid translocation
Cellular component (GO): recycling endosome; endoplasmic reticulum; plasma membrane
Molecular function (GO): ATPase-coupled intramembrane lipid carrier activity; magnesium ion binding; ATP binding
Source: RefSeq, a predicted model, not a curated record
UGGUGACGAGAGGGAGGGCGGAGCGAGCGGCUCCAUGAUGGCGGCGGGGCUGCAGCCGCGGCGGCGACGACUCCGGGGCCCUGCGUGGCGGCAGGCGGCGGGACUUCCGCGUUGCUCCUGAGGGAAGCGCCGGGGCUUUGCGCUGAUGGGGAGCGGCGGCAGCGGCGGGAGCGGGCGGCGGGAAGAGCAGCAGCAGCAGCAGCGCCGCUUUUGAGCGAGAGGCGAGGGAAGCCAAGCCCAGCCUCGCUUGCAGGGGGCUGGGACCCACCGCCAGGCCGGCCGGCUCGCUCGCUUGCUCGGGGGAGGGGAUGUGGCGGUGGAUCCGUCAGCAGCUGGGUUUUGACCCACCACAUCAAAGUGAUACCCGAACUAUUUAUAUAGCAAAUCGUUUUCCCCAGCAUGGUCAUUAUGUUCCUCAGAAGUUUGCAGAUAACAGAAUCAUCUCCUCUAAGUAUACCGUGUGGAAUUUCGUUCCCAAAAAUCUAUUUGAACAGUUCAGAAGGAUAGCCAACUUUUAUUUUCUUAUUAUAUUUUUGGUUCAGCUUAUGAUAGAUACUCCCACAAGUCCUGUGACAAGUGGAUUGCCAUUGUUUUUUGUAAUCACUGUGACUGCCAUAAAGCAGGGUUAUGAAGACUGGUUACGGCAUAAAUCAGACAAUGAAGUGAACGGAGCUCCAGUUUAUGUCGUUCGCAGCGGUGGCCUUGUGAAAACUAGAUCAAAGAACAUUCGGGUAGGGGAUAUUGUCAGAGUAGCCAAAGAUGAAACUUUCCCCGCCGAUCUCGUGCUCCUGUCCUCCGACAGAGCGAAUGGCUCUUGUCACGUUACAACGGCAAGCUUGGACGGAGAAACGAAUCUUAAGACUCACAUUGCAGUCUCCCAAACGGCAGUAUUGCAGUCAGUUGCCAACCUGGACAAACUUGACGCUGUUAUAGAGUGCCAGCAGCCAGAAGCAGAUCUCUACAGAUUUGUCGGAAGAAUAACCAUCAGUCAACAGAUAGAGGAAGUAGUGCGACCUCUUGGACCUGAAAGUCUCUUACUUCGAGGAGCAAGACUAAAAAACACUAAAGAAAUCUUUGGUGUCGCGGUGUACACAGGAAUGGAGACCAAGAUGGCAUUAAAUUACAAGAGCAAAUCACAGAAACGAUCAGCAGUGGAAAAGUCUAUGAAUUCCUUUUUGAUCAUCUAUCUAAUCAUCCUCCUCUUUGAAGCCAUCUUAAGUACAAUAUUGAAAUACGCCUGGCAGUCUGAAGAAAGAUGGGACGAGCCCUGGUAUAACCAGAAAACUGAACAUGAAAGAAAUAGCAGCAAGAUCUUGACGUUUAUUUCAGAUUUCCUCGCUUUCAUGGUCCUGUACAACUUCAUCAUACCCAUUUCGCUUUAUGUGACGGUCGAGAUGCAGAAGUUUCUUGGCUCUUUCUUUAUCGGUUGGGAUCUGGACCUCUACCACGAAGAAACAACCCAGAAGGCCCAAGUGAAUACCUCAGACCUAAAUGAAGAGCUGGGGCAGGUGGAGUACGUGUUUACAGACAAAACAGGCACAUUAACUGAAAACGAGAUGCAGUUUCAGCAGUGUUCCAUUAAUGGUGUCAAGUACCACGAGAUCAAUGGCAAGCUGGUUCCAGAAGGGCUGAUUGAGGACAUUCCAGAUGGAAUAAGACCCGGUCUGGCACAAGAGGAGGAACUCUUCCUGAAAGCUGUUUCUCUCUGUCAUACAGUGCAGAUUAAUAACGACCAAGCUGACGGCAUUUGCGACAAUCCUUGGCACACCAACAGCAUAGCCUCUCAGCUGGAGUACUAUGCCUCUUCCCCGGAUGAGAAGGCUUUAGUUGAAGCUGCCUGCAGGAUUGGUGUGGUGUUUACUGGAACCGAUGGAGAAAGUAUGGAGAUAAAAAGCCUUGGGCAUCCAGAAAGAUACAAAUUAUUACAUGUCCUGGAGUUUGAUCCCUGUCGCAGAAGAAUGAGUGUCAUUGUAGAGAGUCCAUCAGGUGACAAGCUGUUAUUCACCAAGGGGGCCGAAUCGGCAAUUCUUCCUUACAGUACAAGAGGAGAAAUAGAAAAAACGAGAGUUCACGUUGAUGAAUUUGCUUUGAAAGGGUUAAGAACUCUCUGUGUGGCCUACAGAAGAUUCACGCCCGAGGAAUACGAGGAGGUAGACCAGCGCCUUUACGAGGCAAAAACCGCCUUGCAGCAGCGGGAGGAACGGUUGGCAGAAGCAUUUAACUUUAUAGAGAAAGACCUGGAACUGCUGGGAGCUACAGGAGUGGAAGAUAAGCUCCAAGACAAAGUGCAAGAAACCAUCGAAGCCCUGAGGCUGGCAGGCAUCAAAGUGUGGGUGCUCACCGGUGACAAGCAUGAGACGGCGGUCAGCGUCAGCUUAUCCUGCGGGCACUUCCACAGAACCAUGAACAUCCUGGAACUUGUCCAACACAAGUCCGACAGUACCUGCGCAGAGCAGCUGAGGCAGCUGGCCAGGAGGAUAAAGGACGACCACGUCAUCCAGCAUGGACUGGUGGUGGAUGGGACCAGCCUGUCCUUGGCGCUCAGGCAGCACGAGAAGCUCUUCAUGGAAGUCUGUCGAAAUUGCUCUGCAGUGCUAUGUUGCCGCAUGGCGCCUCUGCAGAAGGCAAAGGUUGUGCGACUGAUAAAAACAUCUCCAGAGAAACCGAUCACGUUAGCCAUUGGUGAUGGGGCUAAUGACGUUAGCAUGAUACAAGAAGCCCACGUCGGCAUAGGUAUCAUGGGCAAAGAAGGGCGGCAAGCUGUAAGAAACAGUGACUAUGCAAUUGCAAGAUUUAAAUUCCUUUCGAAGCUGCUUUUUGCCCAUGGCCACCUUUAUUAUAUUAGAAUAGCAACCCUUGUACAGUACUUUUUUUACAAGAAUGUGUGCUUUAUUACACCACAAUUUUUAUAUCAGUUCUAUUGUUUGUUUUCACAACAAACUCUAUAUGACAGUGUAUACCUGACUUUGUACAACAUUUGUUUCACUUCCUUGCCGGUCCUCAUGUACAGUCUUUUUGAGCAGCACGUGCACCCUCAUGUGUUGCAGAGCAAGCCAGCGCUCUACCGAGACAUUAGUAAAAACGCCCACUUGGGCUACAAGCCUUUCCUUUACUGGACCUUCCUGGGAUUCGCUCAUGCCUUUGUUUUCUUCUAUGGGUCCUACCUUCUGAUGGGGGAAGACACAUCUUUGCUGGGGAAUGGCCAGAUGUUUGGAAACUGGACAUUUGGUACUCUGGUAUUCACAGUUAUGGUGAUAACUGUUACGAUGAAGAUGGCUUUAGAGACUCAUUUCUGGACUUGGAUCAAUCAUUUUGUUACCUGGGGCUCCAUCGCGUUUUACUUUGUCUUCUCCUUGUUCUAUGGGGGAAUUAUAUGGCCGUUUUUGCACACCCAAGACAUGUACUUUGUCUUUGUCCAGCUGCUGUCUAGCGGCUCUGCUUGGUUUGCCAUAAUCAUCAUCGUGGUUGCGUGUCUGUUUCUCGACGUUGUGAAAAAAGUGCUGUUCAGACACUUACAGCCCACGUGCACAGAAAAGGCCCAGAUGUACUCCAGCCGAGUGGCUUUAAGUGACGAAUGCAUCGCACUGCAGCCAUUGUCCAGGGCAACGAGUCAGCUGAGCAGAAUUAGCUUACUGAGACAGGCCCAGGUCUCAGCUGCCUGGACUCCAUGUGCUGCAUCUCAGACGGGGAAGCAGCGUGCGCAUCUCUUAGAAGAAUGCUGGAACGAGUGAUGGGAAGGUGCAGCCCGGCCCGUGUCAACAGGUGUGGAAUUUCUCUCAAUUGCUUAUGCUGCAGACGAUUCUCCUAUAAACUGGAACGCGACGAGCCUGCGGCUAUAGAUGUCUAGCAAACCGGCAGCAGGUCUCAUGGCGUGCCGCUCAUAGGCACUCGGGGAUCCUAAAAAUCAGUAUAUUUGCUUUGGGGGAGCACUUUUGAGGGGGAGAGAAGAAGGGAGGUGUCUUUUUUUUUCUCCUUUCUUUUCCCUGAAGACUUGCUGCUGAAUUACUUUCUUCCCAGUGAGGUCUUCUCACUAAUACAGCGAUUGCCUGCGUUGAUUUGGACGUACGCGUGAAGCUCCGCACGAGCAGAGGCUCUCCCGUUCUCUGCGGAAUCAGCCGGUGAGCUGCGUGCAUGCCGGUGAUGGGAACAGAGAGUUCCUGCUUGUGCGCAGCUUCACGCGUGCGCCGCAGCCCUGUGGAGCUCCACAUUGCAUCCUUUUUGUGUGCAUACACAAGUACGCCUGCGUGGAGCUUCCCGUCACAUCCUUUUGUGUUUGCCUACACAAAAACAGCCGCGUGGAGCUUCACAUCGCUUUGUGUGUGUGUGCACAAAUGCAGUCUUCUCCCUCUGUUUUGUACCUCCCCUUUUUCCUCGAAGUUUGACUGCUGCCUGUUUUAUUUCCCUGAUUUCACCUUUUCUAGGCUUCACCAAUCAGCAAAACCAUCAACCUGCCUUUGAUCGAUCCCUGUGUAUGCAAUAAGGGUUCACGUUGCAGCUUCUGCUUCUGCCGUUAUAGAAUUGUAUUUUCUCCCCUGAACUAUAACUUCCUUGGCAAAAGGAAAAGUUUUAGGGGGUUGGGGUUUUGUUUUUGUUUUUGCUUUGAGGGAUUUUGUUUUUCAUUGGCAGUGUAAAACAUUUUUUUUUUAAAAAAAGAAUAUGGAAUACUACUUUUAUACUCUUUCUUAAAAAACGAAAAAACUAGACAGCCAAAGCCUCCCGAACUUUUGAUGAAAAAGCGAGUCAGGCCUUUUUUGUACUUCUGCUAUUGUUUUGAGUGCCGUUCAGAAAUACAUGCUACAUAUAGACAACCCAUAAAGAAAUGAGGAAGCCUCCCUUCAGAAAAACACCUGCCCCCGCAAAAGUCUUAUUGUCUCCAGCAGUUUUGCAAUCCGCAGAGUCGAGGCCUUGCCCUUUCCAGGCGGGUGUGGGAGUGACAGAGAGCCAAACGACCAGAAAUAGUUGAGCAGUUCAACAAAAACCGCCUUUGGCAUUUGAUGCCUGAAAAAAAGCUUCUGAUUCACAUCUUGGCGUUCCGCUACUUAACGCCCAGCUGACACGUGGGUCUGUCUUUCUCGAAAGAGGAUCAAAGGGUCUGCUAAGAGCUUAUAUAUACACACACACACACAUACAGGGGUGGAAUUCUAGCAGGAGCUCCUUUGCAUAUUAGGCCACACACCCCAGAUGUAGCCAAUCCUCCGAGAGCUUACAAAGAAGAGCCUUGUAAGCUCCAGGAGGAUUGGCUACAUCAGGGGUGUGUGGCCUAAUAUGCAAAGGAGCUCCUGCUAGAAUUGCACCCCUAUAUAUAUAUAUUUGCCACCCAGCUUUGGCGCUUCCAGUUGGACACAUAUCCAACAGGGCAGCUUUUUUGACUGAUGCAAAGAGGGUCCCUUCAGCUAGCUAAUGCUCAGUUAUGGGUGAACACAAAGACAGGAGUGGUGUCUCCAUGAACACUAUGCUCCAGUUUAUUCCGAGAGACCACUUGGGUGAGCUUUCCCUUUUUCCGGUUCCAGCAAAAGCCAGGAAAAAUCCCAGAGAGGUUAAUAGCAGCCAUUGGAAGGGUAAAAGCUGCAACAUCCUUUGUGUGACUGAAAGCAAUUAAUGGAUCCAUUCUGCCAUUACUGUCUGUCCUGACUUUACUUUCCAGUGUUAACUUUGUCCUCUGUCGUUUGUUUCUCUGUUUCGUCUUCUUUUUUAAAAAAAAAAUACUUGCAUUAAC